AUAUUUUAAGAAGUAGGGUUUAAAGCUAGGGUUUUUGGCUGUUCUUUCACUCUCCGCCGUUCGCAGAGAGAAAGAGAGAGCUCAGUCAUGGCCGAAAACGUAACAGAAAUCACCGAUAUAGUCACAGAAAAGAAAAUCUCGUCCACGCAAGACAUGGACCUCGAAUCCCUAAACGCCUCUGAAGAAGCUGUCGUUGACGAGGCGGCGAACGGUGGCGAUCCCAACUCGAAGCGCGCGAGAGAGGAAGGGGCGGAGUCGGAGAAGGAAGAGAACGAUGGGGCGAAGAAGCAGAGGGUCGAUAAGUCAGUUGAAGAACAGCGUUUGGAGAAUUUGGGAGGAAGCGAACCUGUUGGAGGAGAGGAGUCGGGUCGUGUCAGCCUCGGCCCGAAGAGUUUUGGGUCCUCUGUGGAGAUGUUCAAUUAUUUCUUCAAGUUCCUCCGUUUCUGGCCUCCUAAUCUCAAUGUCAACAAGUAUGAGCACAUGGUAUUGCUGGAGUUGCUGAAGAAGGGUCAUUUCGAGCCAGAGAAAAAGAUUGGCAAUGGGAUCAAUGCUUUCCAAGUGCAAAACCAUCCACAGUGGAAAAGUCGCUGUUUCUUCCUCAUUAGAAAUGAUGAAUCUGUUGAUGAUUUCAGCUUCCGGAAGUGUGUAGACCACAUUCUCCCCUUGCCGGAAAACAUGCAACUAAAACCUGAAGCCAAUAAGGCAUUUGGUGGAGGCCGUGGAGGAGGCCACGGAGGGAGAUUUGGUGGUGGCGGUGGUGGUAGAGGUGGCUUCCGUGGGCGUGGAAGAGGGGGUAAGUCAAGAAACUGACUGAGGUGCUCUUUCUGUUUACCUGGGUUGGGAGUUUUUUUUCUUAAAAAUAUGUACGAGAAUAAUCUAUAGUAGGUAGUUUUAUGCUAUAUCUAGCUGAACUGCUGUGCUAUCCAAAUUUUUGCUGUUAAAUGGUUUAUGUAUGGUUAAUAUUGAAAACUACAAAGUUAUUUUUGUUCUUUGAAAA
Cornus florida is the source of this 997-nucleotide messenger RNA. RefSeq names its product protein EMBRYO DEFECTIVE 514. The record is from RefSeq and is a predicted model, not a curated record. Bases 88 to 810 code for a protein of 240 amino acids. Gene Ontology annotation, cellular component: chloroplast. Lineage: Eukaryota; Viridiplantae; Streptophyta; Magnoliopsida; Cornales; Cornaceae. The transcript has 2 exons. Gene Ontology annotation, biological process: chloroplast organization; chloroplast rRNA processing.